AUGGCUUUCCACUACAGUAUUCCGGUCCCCGUGUUGCACGUGAUUCCAAUAAUCUACGUUCUACCUGUGUUAAAUCCGGAAACAAUAAACAGUCAAAUUAAUAAAGAACUUAUAGCUGGCCGGGUUGCUGGACCAUUCAAUGAGCGUCCACUACCAAACUUAAUUGUAUCCCCGAUUGGUCUGGUUCAAUACACCAGUUUCGAUCAGGCAAUCAAAAUGAUUCAAGAUCUAGGUCAGCACUGCAAACUAUUUAAAUCCGAUAUUAAAAGUGCUUACCGUCUGAUACCUAUUAAACCUUCAGAUUUUGAGUUGCUUGGUUUUCGUUAUAAUGAUAAGUUUUAUUUCGAUAAGGCACUUCCGUUUGGAGCAUCUAUAAGCUGCAGAACCUUUGAAAGAUUUUCAAGAUUCUUAGAAUUUCGCAUUACAUUUAAUUUUGAAUCGGGGAAAUUAAUUCACUAUUUAGAUGAUUUUUUGGGAGGUGAUACGUCGAUGGACUCUUGCAAUAGGGCAUUGCAAAUAUUUAGAGAAACAAUGUCGGAGUUAGGGGUACCCCUAGCCGAAGAUAAGACCGAGGGGCCCACGGAAAGCCUCGUUUUCCUCGGCCUCGAGUUAGAUUCAAACAAAAUGUUUCUAUCUCGAUUCAGGGAGUUGGCACCGGAAGCAGACCUUAACCCUUGCAAGGUUCCAGAAAUUCUAUGGAACGAAUUCAGUCUAGAGUUGUACAACUGCUACAAUCGGGACUAG
Ruditapes philippinarum (Manila clam) is the source of this 744-nucleotide messenger RNA. RefSeq lists its product as uncharacterized. The transcript has 2 exons. Lineage: Eukaryota; Metazoa; Mollusca; Bivalvia; Venerida; Veneridae. The record is from RefSeq and is a predicted model, not a curated record. The coding region runs from base 1 to 744 and encodes 247 amino acids.